Messenger RNA from Neoarius graeffei (lesser salmon catfish), 1581 nucleotides. RefSeq names its product procollagen, type IX, alpha 2 (gene col9a2). The transcript is spliced from 22 exons. The coding region runs from base 1 to 1581 and encodes 526 amino acids. The record is from RefSeq and is a predicted model, not a curated record. NCBI's taxonomy places the organism in Eukaryota, Metazoa, Chordata, Actinopteri, Siluriformes, Ariidae.
AUGGCUCAGGACUUUCACAUCCUCCAAAUUGCUGUGCUCCUGCAGGUGCUGUGUCUGGCUCUGGCUCAAGUGGGUUUAAAAGGGCCACCUGGGCCUCCUGGACCUCCUGGUCAGAAGGGAGAUCCAGGCCAGCCGGGCCCAGACGGUCCUCCUGGGAAUGAUGGAAUUGAUGGACCUGGGCUUCCUGGACUUCCUGGACCAGCAGGUCCGAUUGGGCUUCCUGGGGAAAUUGGGCUCCCUGGACCCAAGGGAACUCUGGGACUGCCUGGACCACCAGGUUUGCCAGGACCUCCAGGGAAACCUGGGCUGCCUGGGAAGUUCUUGGGUUUAGAAGAAGGCAGUGCUGAUUUCCAGUGCCCAACUAACUGUCCACAUGGACCUAAAGGUCCUCAAGGUCUCCAGGGUAUGAAGGGUCACAAAGGUCGUGCUGGUUUACUGGGAGCUCCGGGAAGCAUUGGAAAGCCGGGCCCACAGGGACUGAGAGGCUAUCCAGGAGUGGUUGGGCGCAAAGGAGAGACGGGCCCUCAAGGUUACAAAGGUAUUCUUGGACCCAUUGGACUUCCUGGAAUCCCUGGUAAAGAGGGACCUCGAGGUCCUCCUGGAGAGAGUGGGGAGAAAGGUGAUAGGGGUUUGCCUGGAAGCCCUGGCACCAAAGGUGGCGUAGGUGCUAAGGGUGAGCCAGGACCUAGGGGUUUUGUAGGAAUGUCUGGUGCUCCAGGUCCUCAGGGUGAGCCAGGGCCACCGGGUGAAACUGGAAUGGCUGGAGUUCCUGGGCCAAAGGGUGACCGGGGUGAGAGAGGACCCGUUGGGCCUCGGGGAAUUGUUGGCAAGCCUGGAAAUAAAGGAGAGCAAGGGCCACCAGGUAUACCAGGACCUCAAGGCCUUACUGGAACCAAAGGUGAUAAGCAAGGAGUGAGUGGUGAUCAAGGACACAAUGGCCCUACAGGUGAUGCUGGAAAACCUGGAGACCAGGGUCCGCCAGGUCUUCCAGGACCUCGAGGCAUCCAUGGAGUGAGAGGUGUGCCAGGCAUGCCAGGAAUAAAGGGACCACCUGGUAGUGAUGCCACAGAUCAGCACAUCAUCGAGGUGGUCUUGAAGAUGAUGCAGGAAAAGUUAGCUUCUUUAGCAGUGAGCAGUAAGCGGGACAUACUAGGAGGAGCUGGUGUAAUGGGACCACCAGGCCCUCCAGGGUCUCCCGGACCUCCAGGUCCUCAGGGAGCACAUGGUCUUACUGGUGCCCGAGGCAUCCCUGGUAUGACUGGAGCUGCAGGCCAAAUUGGGAACACUGGCCUUAAAGGAAAGCAAGGUGCAAAGGGAGACCGAGGAGACCCUGGUCGCCCUCAUCCAGGUCUACCAGGCCCACCUGGCCUUCCAGGUCCUCCUGGUCUGGAUGGAGUUGCACAGGAUGGCAAGCCAGGAGAAAGAGGACCACAGGGUGUAGCGGGUCAACCAGGUCAUCCCGGAAAAGCAGGUCUUCCUGGCCUCCCUGGCUUCUGUGAAAUGGCAGCAUGCCUGGCGGCAUCAGCUUACACUUCCCCGCGACUCCAGGAAGCUGGAACAGUCAAGGGACCAUCCACUUAA